This is a messenger RNA of Fusarium oxysporum Fo47, 2519 nucleotides long. RefSeq names its product Alpha/Beta hydrolase protein. Gene Ontology annotation, cellular component: membrane. Bases 1 to 2463 code for a protein of 820 amino acids. The transcript has 6 exons. Gene Ontology annotation, biological process: G protein-coupled receptor signaling pathway. Lineage: Eukaryota; Fungi; Ascomycota; Sordariomycetes; Hypocreales; Nectriaceae. Gene Ontology annotation, molecular function: G protein-coupled receptor activity. The record is from RefSeq and is a predicted model, not a curated record.
AUGUCUUUCUUCCUCUUGACUGCGCUGGCUUGGACGACAAGUGCAGCUUCUCCUAAAGCCACAACAUUAAACGGAACAUACGUUGGCAAGAACCUACCCGGCUGGGAUCAAGAUGCCUUCCUAGGCAUUCCUUACGCUCAGCCCCCUGUUGGGAAUCUCCGGUUCAAGUGGCCUCAAAGCUUGGACAGUUCCUUCAAAGAGGAACGCACAGCCACUGAGUAUGGAGACAGUUGUAUGCAGUACACUCAGAACUGGACCAUGUCCGAGGACUGCCUUUCUUUGAAUGUUAUUCGACCAGCCGGAAAGCCAAAGAAACUCCUACCAGUUCUAGUUUGGAUUUACGGCGGUGGUCUAUACGCCGGCAGCUCUGCCGACCCACAAUACAACCUCAGUGGGAUUGUCAAAGUCAGUCAAGAUAUCAAAGAGCCUAUCCUAGCAGUGAGCUUUAACUACAGAUUGGGGAUGUGGGGUUUUCUCCAGAAUUUCAGCCUUCUGAAGGAAGGUAACGCCAAUGCUGGCCUCCUAGACCAACGACUUGCACUGCGCUGGAUCCAAGAGAACAUUGAAGCUUUUGGAGGCGACCCAGAACGAGUUGUUGUGUGGGGCGAGAGCGCUGGAGCUCAGAGCAUUGCGUAUCAGAUGUUUAGUUACGAUGGUCGAGAUGACGGGCUGUAUCGGGGAGCUAUCCUUGAAUCAGGAGGCAUUACAGGGGCACAGAUUCAUGAUCUCAGUUACUACAAUGUCGCUUUUGAAAAUCUCACAAGGACUGUCGGGUGCUGGGACAAAAAGGAUCAGCUUGCGUGUCUCCGAGAGUUGGAUGAAAAGUCGCUAUAUGCUGCGCGUCCUUCAUUGACGUUCAACCCUCUGAUUGACGGUACUUUCUUGACCGGUUACCCCAGCCAGCUCAUCCGCGAGAAGAACUAUCACGCCGUGCCUCUUAUAAUUGGUGCAAACACUGACGAAGGCUUCUGUAUCGGAAAAGUCAGCACGGAUCAAGAUCUCUUCUACGAGGCUUUUCGGUGGCGGAACUACGCUCUGAGCGCCCCAACGAUCCGAAAGCUCAUGGAACUUUAUCCUGACGAUCCAUGCCAUCAACCUCCCUACGCCAUCACGAAUUGCUCAAGACAAGAUGGAAACUACCAAGGACGACGUGCCUGUGCUAUUGGCGCCGACAUAACCAUGAUCUCAGGACGCAGGAAACUCGCAGAACUAUAUGCCCAGUCUGAGGAUGUGUACUCCUACCGGUUCGAUCAAAGACCAUACCUGAGAUCUGAAUGGGAUGGAGUGAAGCAUUUUGAUAAUGUUGCAUUUAGCUUCCAGAAUAUAUCUGGAUUGCUAGGUCCAAGUCCGCAAUACGAUAGUCACGCUGUGCUGGCAAACACCAUUGGACAGGCUUAUAAAUCUAAUAUCUCUUUCUUAGAGUUUAUCAACACUCUCAACAACUCAAUAUCAGGCAGCAUAUUCCUCAAGACUGGACAGCUCCAAGCUGGAAUACCAUGCGUCGCCAACGGGUUUAUCGGCCAGUUGUCAGUUUCAGCAGCUGACUUUUCAGUCCUGGCUAUUUCGGUUACAACCCUGCUCACUGUGAAGAGGAUGUUGUACAUACCGACAACUUCAAGAACGAAGAAAGCAUUGAUUUGUGUGGCAGUAUGGACAAUGCCUCUCAUCACAAGUAUCAUACCGACUGCUGCGGGUGAGAUGAAGCCAGUGGGCGGGAACUGGUGCUGGAUAUCAGCAACCCGACCAGAUUUACGCUACGGUAUGACGCAUGGUUGGCGCUUCUUCGUUAUUUUCACUACUGUUAUUAUCUACAUCUACAUCUGGAUUUACUUAAGAAGACAUCUGGGCUCAAAGCCAAAGCAACCUCGGCAGCCUCUAACCUUCUCGACGCACAAUACCAAUACACUCUUUUCCAAAGGCUCCAAGGGCGCGGGAUUCCAAGUUAUGCAAGAGGACGAAGUCGAGCUGGACACUUUCAAGACGAGAUACGGGAAUACUGAUACUCCCAUUUCGCCCAUAUUCGAGCGAGGGAACAAGAUAGACGAAACCGAGGAUAUGGAAAGAAAAGCAGAGACGGCCUAUACAGGACUUGCUAACACUGAACCAACCGAAGCAUUACCGAUUCCGCAGCACCAGAUCAACAUAUUACAAACCAACGCCAGCGAAUUCCCUCAGCGCCGGGCCACCCACGAUGUUGAAGUCGAAAUCAAGCGGAUGAUGUUACUGAAUGGGUAUCCGGUUAUGUAUGUCCUGCUCUGGAUUCCGGGACUUACGAAUCGACUCCUGGAAGCGAUUCAGACGCCGGUAUCGGAUACGACGAUUGCUGCUCUCAAUACCUCAACGCAGUUCAUCGGCUUUGCGAAUGCAGUUACUUAUGGGUUUAAUCAUCAUCUAAGGGAUAGGCUGGAUGCGCUUUAUUGGACGCCUAUGAUUAUGAGAAUGAAGAAGCGGUUUAGACAAUAAUGUUAUGUACGUAUUUUUAUGAGCACAAAGAUUAUUAAGUAGAAGACCUUUUGUUG